GUGGCGGCGUCGAGAAACAAACGCGAGAGGAAAACCCUGUGUGUGAUUCUCUGGAUUUCUGUGCAAAAUGUCUUGUAAUUAUGCCGAGGGGUUGAGCAAGUACGAGAACAAGGGCAAAUUGGGCCUCCCUGAGAGGUUUGACGCGCCGGAGGAGGUGGAGAGAAAAGUGCAGAUCUUGGCGGAAAUGGUGAAGGAAUCAAAGCACACAGUUUUCCACACUGGAGCAGGUAUUAGCACCUCAGCAGGGAUUCCAGAUUUCAGGGGCCCAAAAGGAGUUUGGACAUUAGAGAAGCAGGGACUGAAACCCGACAUCAACAUAUCCUGGGACGACGCCAGACCAACUCUCACUCACAUGGCUAUCUUAUCCCUGGAAAGACAAGGAUUUGUACAAUAUGUAAUCACUCAGAAUAUAGAUGGACUACACCUGAGAUCAGGACUACCUCGGCAAAAAUUAUCAGAACUUCAUGGGAACAUGUUUGUUGAUAUUUGUAACUACUGUAACAGGCAGUUUGUAAGAAGUACAGCAGUGACGACUGUAGGCCAGAAGAGUGAAGGCCUAACAUGCCCAGGAAAGAGAGGAAAUGGAAGAAAGUGCCGUGGGAAGCUUCACGACACCAUACUGGACUGGGAGGAUGGAUUGCCUGCUGCUGAUCUGGAUCUUGCAAUUGCUCAUUCUUGUGCUGCGGAUCUCAGUAUCUGUCUAGGAACGACAUUGCAAAUUGUACCAAGUGGAAACCUGCCAGUUGAUACAAAGAAAAGAGGAGGGAAGCUUGUUAUAUGCAAUCUGCAACCAACCAAACAGGAUCGUUACGCUGAUCUCAUUAUCAAUACCUAUGUAGACAACGUCAUGAAGAGACUCCUUGAGCUCAUGGACAUAAAGUUGUUGGAUUAUAACCCAGACGACGACCCUAUGAAAAUAACACAGGGAAUGUUAAUAGAGCACAGAAAACUAAGAGAAAAUUCCAAUGCGUUAGGGUUACAGACAGAUGAUUUUGAGCCUAUAGAAUGGACAAUACCAGAGGAAUGGGUGAAAGAUAAAGUCCUUGAAGAAAAAGUGAAAAGUAAAAAGGUUAUCAGAAACAAGAGAACCACCAAGCCAGGCGAUGUGAGUGUGAAUGAUGUCAAGAAAAGAAAAACUAGUCUGGAUGGGGAAGUGCAUGUGGUCAGCCAUAGUAAGUCUGAAGGUGUGAAAGAGGAAUGCAAAGAGGAUAGUGAAGAUGUUAGAAUAAAGAUUGAUAUUAAAAAGAAAGAAGAAGUGGGUAAGGAAGAGGUUGAUGAAAGUAGAACAAAGGCCGGCCACGAGAAUGGUAACAAAAGUGUCGAAAAAUUGGAUAUGAAAAGUGAAGUGAAUGAGAUUGAGGACAAGUGCAAGGUAGAGUGUGAUGUCAGAGAGUUGCAUUCUAAUGGGGAGUUUGUGUUGAGGCCUGAGUUGGAUUGCGGAGUAAAGAGCGAAAUGAAUGAACAGGAGACAGCCUCUGUUGUUAAUGCCACGGUUGUUGGUGGGAGAGUAACAGACGUGGUGGAAGUGAAGGAGGAGAUGAAAGGACCAAAUUUGGGAAUCUCAGGGAAUGAAGAUAAGUUAGGUGACGGCAACUGCUGUUUUUAGUCCAGGGGCUCAGGCAGUACUGUAGAAGGGGCGUGUUUAGAGUACACAAAUUUUUACCAGUAUGUAAACGAAUAUGAUAAGGCAUUUUGCACAGCAAACUGAGCUAAGUGAGUUUGUUUUGUUUAUUUUUAAAAUGUUUUUAAGAAGUGUGAUUUGGACACAAAAACAAAGGGAUUUUAAGUAAUUUUUAAAAAGUUGUUAUACAUCUGCUAUAAUGAAACAGAUAUAUAUAGUCUAGAGUAAGUAGAUAUCUUGUAAAGUGAGAUAUAAAUUUUGAAUCCAGCUUUAUGUUAUGCCUCCAAAUCCUUUGUGAAGAAGGCAUGAUAACAUUUAGGAAGUAAGAACAGUUUUGUACAUUUUUAUUUUUCUGUUCAGAGUGCAUCAGGAAGAUCUUUCUUGGACAUUGAAAAACAAAUUUAUUGGGAAAAGGAGACACACUGUAUUGCUGGGUUCUAUUGAGCAAAUGACUAAGUCUGAAUGGAUAAUUUUAGCAUUGUAUAGUAAUGUGUAAGACUGGUCUGUUUUUAAAUUUUGUAGAAACAUUUUUAAGUGUGACUUUGAACUUCUUCGAAAGAUAUGGCUAAGCUGACAGAUGAGUAAAGACAAUUGAAGGAUUGUGCAGAGGUGUAGUCAGGCGAAGUAGAUGGACACCAGUGUUAUUGUCCUAUGGUUUAUUCUGAUUAUAUUGUUUAUUAUAUACUUUAUUUCUAAAGAUUCACAUUGAUAAGUAUUUUGUUAUAUACACCCUAAACUGGUAAAGGUUGAAGGAGAAAUUAAUUUUAUUUUUUUACUCUGUAUAGAAGAGUGUGCAAUAAUUUAGUCUAAAGUAAAGAGGCAGUUUUGAGUUUGAAGUCAAUUAAUAUUCAAGACUUAAUAUGAUUUUAGUUUUAGCUACUGUAUAUACUGUACAGUAUAUGUGAGCAGAAGCAGUACAUGUUGAAUUUAAUCAGCUUGAAUGAUUAAAGAAGCUGAAUAAAGCUAUAUUAGAAAUAGAAACAUGUUUCUAACAUUAUCUUUAUAUUAUUUUAUUCUGGUUAUAUAACACAAGCCUGGACAGGAUUCUAAGAUUUUUAAUAUUUUGUUAAAAAGAAAAUUGUUUUGUUGCCAAAAAAAGCUGUUUCAGGAUGUUAAUCUUUUCUUGCCAGUGAAUAUUGGGAAAGCAGCCAAUUUACCUUACGAAUCCCUUUCAGUUUCUGAGUUCUCAUUGUGGAAAAUGCAGGCCAAAAAUAUUACCUCUCUUGUCAAGCUGAAGGUAUCUUAAAUGGAGCUUGACUGAAGUGAAAUUCUUGUAUGCUGGUUCUCUUACUGAUUUCACUGAAAAGAUGUCAGUGAUUCAGAAUGGGUAAAGUUUAAGAGUGCUAACCAAUUUCUUUUUUUUUUAAUACAAGAUAGUUUGUAUUUGCAAUCUCAAGAUGUAUGUUUGUGUCAAGUAUGUACACUAUCAGUAGACAGUGUUUUAUGUUUCAUCAGACAAAAAAAUCAUUCAGAAAUGUUUUAGAUUGAUGACUAGUCAUGUCAUGACCUAUUUUUCCUUUUUCUUAGUGUUUAGUACAUACUGUAUAUUGUUGAAUUUUAUAGUAUCUUUUAUUUUAUCAUAAAGAAAGAAUUUACAAGUCUGAUUUUUUUUAUUUUGACCUUUUUUACAUUUUGAUUUUUCUAUUGAAUUUUGAAAGGUGUCUUACAUGGCAGAAGCUUGAGCAUUAUCUUUUCAAGUUUCUAUAAUAGUUUUCUAAAAUGGUAAACACAUUCUGUAACCUUUCACAGCCAAUUAUUAUGUAUUAUGUACACACUUUCACACAGCUAACAUAUAAGAAAGAGUUUUUAGCACAUUCAUAAAUGUAUAAUCAAUGACUAUUUGUACUCAUAACCCACAAAAAAAUGAAUCAUAUCUGUUUUUACACGUAAGUAGUUCAUAAAUUCUUUAUUUAAGUUUAUCUUCCAAAGAAGCAGUCUAUGAAAAAAGGCCAAGGUUCAUAUUUUCUUUUUCUGUUUAUCAAGCAUUUGUAUGAUCCCCAUAACAAAAUGUUCUGACAUGAAAGACUCUGUUGCUGUGCAUUCAAACUCCAUAGGUGUUGCAUGAUUCCCAGAGGUUUAAGCAAACCUGUAAAAAGAAUUGUUUCUCAUAUAUAGUAUAAUAUAACAAUGUUCAACACAUUUUGUUUUUCAAUUUUAAUUGAUUAUGGUUAAUCUUUCUGCUUUCUAGAAUGCCAUUAGUUUUGCUCCACUUCUUCAUGUUAUCUGAAAAUUUCCCUGAGGGACUCCUAUUGAACAUGGGGGCUUGAACUAGACAUGUUAUAUCAACCCCUGAAUAUUGUAAAGUUAACUGUGACAGUCUGAAGACUUCAUUUAUAACACAAGAUUCUUCCUACAAGCAGUUACGAAUUAAGCAUGGCAUUACAACUUGGUACCAUACAACAAUCAGUAGUUUCCCAGGAUUGUAUAUCAUCACUUAAUGUGAGGUAUAUUUUCUUGUUUCGGACAUUGUGGGUAGCAGGGCUUGUAUGUCUGUCAGAUGUUGAAAUUACUUUGUAGAUUAGUAUGAAUGCAAAAGUAACUAUCAAAUUGAAUGAUUUAUUAAAUUUUCUACUUCAAAAUGUAUAUUUUCAUUUACUUCCCAAGUGGAAGAGAGACCAGAAUGUAAUAAAAUUUGUAUUAGAAAAAUAUUGUCAAAUAAAAAUAAGGUCAGGAUGUACAGUAUUUGGAAACACAGAAGAGUUUGAUGGACAUUGAAAUGUGAGGUGAUAGAGCAAAGCCAGUGUCCUUUUUCAGGUCAUUGGCUGAGAAUUAACCAAAGCAUAUAUCAAAAUUAAUGGAACUAUUUGUUGUUGUCUGGGAUAUAUGAUACAAAACACACACACACACACACACACACACACACACACACACACACACACACACACACACACACACACACACACACACACACACACACACACACACACACACACACACACACACACACACACACACACACACACACCUCUCUCUCAAAAGGGUAUACAUGUCAGAAGAAUAUAACUCUCCCAAGCUCACUCCUCUGAGACAUGCAACAUUAAAUAUAACUUUUUUUUCUUCUAAACUUGCAUGUAGAAGUUUUACAUUCUGUCUCAUGUAAUGAUCAUGAACAAGACACUUUGAGGUGAGGUAAUGAAAACAACCUAAAAGGAGUUGUGUGAGAAUGAACCUGUAUUUCCAUUUUUAUUUAACCCCUGGAUAUAGAAGUAAGCAUUGUGAGCUUUUCAAACAGUACAGCAUAGUUACUUUAAAAUAUAAACACUUAAAAAAAAAUGUUAAUCAAAUAAAAUAUUCUCAACUUUUGAUCAUAACAGACCAAAUUUCUUUACCUUUGAGAAAAAAUAGAUGUCAUAAUAUGUACCAGAUAGAUGAUAAUGUACAUUUGCAUAACUUGGGUCCUACAUUACAGCAUUGUGUGCUAUGUAAUUUGAAGCCAGAAAUUUCGAAUUUCAUAAUGGAAUCAUGUAUAAUAAGGCCAAAUUUCACUGCUAAAUUUGUAUGCAUAUGUGAUGAACUCUGAAUAUACAUAGCUUGUAGUAAUGAGCAUUUAUUGUAAUUAGUAGAUGUUUUUUCCCCUACUCUCCCAUGUAGUACCAUAAUUUGCGUAUACUGCAUUUAGUAUUGUUGGGGCUGUACUGCAUGGCUGUGAAAUCUGAAAACCAAUGUAUUAACUCAGAUCUUUAGCUUAAAAUGUUCUUGCAAAAAAGGAAUACUGAUGAUUAAUUGAAUCUCUUGUGCCUGAGUACUGGUAGAUUUUCUGUUUUUUUUUUCAUGUAGAAUCCAAACCUUUGUAGAGACUAGCUGAAUAAGAACUCAUGAUUUGGGUUCAAGGCAUUUAUUGUUAUUUCGGUGUUUUAAUAUUUAUGGAUUGAUUUGAUAUGUAAAUAACAAUGAAAGCAAAUUGUGGAAAAAAAGAGAAACAAUUGUUGAUGUAAAUUGUGAGAGUUUCUCUGCUUAUUUGCCCAUUGAUGAUUCCCCCAUGUUAUUCUCAUGUGUAUUUUCAGAGAGAAUAUAUUUAUUAGUGUGUAAAUAUAGAUAUUUCUCAGUCUGAAUUAAUAUUUUUCUAUCUUCGCUCCCAACAAUUUCUUUUUAGAAUUACAUUUUCACCAUAUUGCAUGUUUCUAUAUAAGGAAUUGAGAAUAUUUAGGAAGUGUGGCUCUGUCUUAAGACCAGUGUGAAAAACUUGAAUUUUCUUUAUCUCCAAAUAUGUUCGUUUCUGGGCCUUUUUUUUUAUGUGAGGAUUACUUUUCAUGAGUGUUACUUGUAGAUGCAAUGCUUGACACUCACAGACACACACACAAAAAAAUCUCUCUCAAUAUUGCUCUCCACCCCCCCCCCCCCCCCCCUCCCCCUACACUCACACAUAUACACACAAAUAUAUACAUACAUGUACACACUCUUGUUAUCUUUCAAAUGUCAGGAACUUGUGUGUCUUUGUGUGUUCCGCCUCAUAUGUCUGACUGUAGUUAUUUCCAUUUAAUCAGUGAGUUUAGAGAUAUAAAUAGCUACAUCCAUUUUAACAUACUGAUACCAAUAAAUAGCAAAAAUGUGACAAAGUUAUGUUUGAAACUAUUGUCACAUCAAAAUCUUCCUGGCUUCGUAUGCAGCAAAAGUUGAUUCACAUAUAUUACCUUACCUUUCAUGUGGUGUUUACACAUACAAUCAGUUUUAUAUGCUAUGUAAAUGUAUAAAGUGUGUUAGGAAGCAAUUAAUAUACAAAGUCUACUUAUGUAAGCUAUCUAAUUUUUCCAUGAGAUGUAUGGCACAAAUAAAUCAUGUGAAUUCUCAUUACUAAUAAAAUCCAAGUCCAGUUUUAUUAAAUGGAAAUUCUGCCGGUCUUUCACAACUCAACUGCUUUGUUUAGACAAUAACAAGCAUUUUUAAUUUAGUUUUCAUAGUAUAGAAGUACAAAAUGAUUAAUGAUGGUGAAAAACUUAGAUCAAAGUGUUUUCUAGUGUAAUAUAUAAAUAUGUUAUUUACUUUAGAUAGAGUAGAGUCCAGCAAAGUAUAUAUGUAUUUAAUGUAAUCAAAUAUCCAUUUUAGAGAGAGCAAUUGCAUUUCAUAGUAAAAACGAUAAUUUUCUUACCAAUUAAUAUUCUUUCAUGUCAGUGUGUCAAAUGAAUUACCUGCUCCAACUGCCAUGUGAACUGAGAACGGGAAGUGGGUUUUCUUGCUCAACCCACUAUUUUUAAGCGCAAAAUGAUUACUCUGCUUGAAACAGAAAAGAAGGUUCGAAAUUUCAAUCCAUAUUCAAGUAUACUUAGUGUUCCCAACAAGAGCUUGAUCAUGUGGGGAAAUGCUAUCAGGAUUAGACAUGGUAUUUGGGGCGGUGUGAUAAAACACGACUCCACUCAUUCAACUCAUGUGAUAACAGGUCCCGAUGCUAAUGUUGAAGAUGAUGUAUAUCAAAAUUUUUCCAGUUAUUACCUUUUUCUCACAAAUUUUCAUUUUAGUUCUCAGAAUGUACAGUACUGUUUCUGAAAUUAUUACUAUUAAAUUGAGUUGAACAGUAAUGGUAACAAGUGUACCGUUCUUUGCUGUGAAUGGUUUUAAGAUUGUUGGUGUAAGAAUAGAAAAUAUUAUUUGACGUUAAAGCACUUAAUUGUAUGUGUGUGUGUGUGU
Molecule: messenger RNA, 7243 nt
Organism: Penaeus indicus
Lineage: Eukaryota; Metazoa; Arthropoda; Malacostraca; Decapoda; Penaeidae
Gene: Sirt6
Product: NAD-dependent protein deacetylase Sirt6-like
Exons: 7
Coding region: 68-1606 (512 amino acids)
Biological process (GO): negative regulation of transcription by RNA polymerase II
Cellular component (GO): nucleus
Molecular function (GO): NAD+ binding; histone H3K9 deacetylase activity, NAD-dependent; transcription corepressor activity
Source: RefSeq, a predicted model, not a curated record